ACAUCGAGCCACGUUAUAAGCAAAGCGCAGACGACGUGGCAACAACAAGCGUGUAGCAUGCGUGGCAUUUCAGUCUUUCAAUGUCUUCGAGGAAGAAAUAAAGAGUUUAAAUAUCGUCUCUUGAGAUAAUCGUGUUCACUCGCAACGGACCUAGCCAAGCUGAAGUAGCACCAUAUUAUUGUGUACUGCGCUACUCUUGGAUUGUUUCCACGAGUUGCGAACUGACCGGGUGUCGCCACCGGUUCCAUUUUGCAUAGAAUGCCAAAGCGUCGCGUGCGAUCAAGCACCAGUUUACCUAUGAAUUCGAGCUGUUUCCUUUGCAAUAUAGAGAUUCCUGGGGACUCUAAAGAUCUCUUCGAACAUUUUCGUUCAGUUCACUUUAUAACUACAGAACCACCCAAGGAAAAUCCACAAUUUGAGCAGAGUCAAACACAGCAACAUUGCCAUGAUUUAGAAGAACUGACGUUUAGUGACAUAGCAAUGGAAUGUGAUAUUGAUUUACAGCUUGAUAAUGAUGUAUCAAGAUGGAGUUCAGAAGAUGUUGCAAGAAAACUCAGAAUGGAAGGUUUUGAUUCAUUAGUUGUUGAGCGGUUUAGAGAUGAAGAUAUUGAUGGACCGAGUCUUAUGACUCUUACCAGAGAGGACUUGAAUGAGCUUAAGCUGAAACUAGGCCACAAAAAGAAGAUGGAAAGAUUAAUUCAGGCUCUCCAAAAACCAGCUGCUGCACAAGAACCAUCUUUAGCUCCGGCUGCACCUGCACAACCUGCACAGCUCUCACAACCACAACAAAAUGCAACAACAGAAAGUUUUUCAGUCAUGGUGCAUCACCCAAUAUACACAACAUCACACAGCAUUCAAGAAUCAUCGUCCAAUAUUUCAGAAUCUCUAGUUAACAUUUCAGAAUCUCAAGCAAAUGUCUCAGUAUCUCCAACAAAUAUUUCAAUAUCUCCAACAACUAUUCCUAUAUAUUCAUCAAUUACUCCAGUAUCCACAGCAAUUGCUCCGGCGUGCACAGCCGUCGCCCCGGUAUCCACAGCUAUUACUCCUGUAUGCUCAGCCAUGGCUCCAGUGUCUACAACAGUUGUGCCAGUAUCUUCUACCAUUGUGCCAGUAUUUUCAGUGACUGUACCACCCUCACAAGAAUUUGUUUCGAUUCAACAACAGCCAACUGUGAUUUCAAAAGUACACAUGCAACAGCUUCCAAACAUUGACAGUUCCAGUUCACCGCAGAGAUCUGAAAAGACCAUGUUCAACGUUACGGAAAUGAUCCUUGCAAGUAGUAAAGGCAGAGCUGUUUACGAGGAAUAUUUGGCGCGUGACAAGGCUUUUCUUACAGUACCUGAACGCAGGACAAUCGUGUGUGUGGUGGUAGAGGCUAUGGUAAACGAAUAUGGGCUAUACCCAACCACGCAAGAAAAGGACAUGUUGGCAGCUGCUAUUAUCCAAGCAUUCCCUUGUUUAGGGAUUCGAGACGGAAACAGUCUCAUCCACAGCCACUACUACCACGCGAAAUCCGGAGGGUUCAUAGAGACAUUGCUGAAAACGAUGCGCAAGAAGCAGCCCGAAUGUCGCAAGAGGAAAAUCAGUAUGAAACAAAAAAUUCACAGGAAGAUUCCUCGAGGAUUUAUAGACGAAGUCGGGCCAGAAUUGGAAAUUGAGGAAAUUCAGAUGCACGAAUUUAUGGUUCGUUUGCUGAAAAGUCUAAUACCGACGUCGAGUAACGCUGAGCAAAUCAACGAUGCCAUGGAAUCGACGUAUCCAUUUCGACAGUAUCAAAUGAGGAGAAACUUGAAAACUCCAAGCCUUGUUCUGGCGGAGUAUCCCCGCAUGAUGGAUUUCAACAACGGACUCUUGAUAUACGACGAUUUUAGGAGGAAAUACCCUAUGGCUGGCGAAAUCGAGCAAAGUUUUGUAGAACCCUACGCCGAUCGACUUGUUCGUCUUGCCGAAAAAGAACUCGAAUCUCUUCCGUUUUGCAAUAACGAAUUCCUCCGGCUAUUGCUCAUUUGCAUUUUAGUAAUGCCAGAAAUUAAAAAAAUCCGCAAAAACUCAACUGAUGAAAAAAUUCAUCAACUUGUGAUAUUCGUAUCUGAGAAUCGCAAUCUUCAGGAAUUAGUAGCCCUCCGUUCACGAGACCAAACAAAGAGUUCACACCCGUACCUGGUAGGCGUCGGAACGAUGAGUGACCCAGUGUAUUUCAACCUGGUCAUCGAUGGCAACAUCAUUCCGUGUGGCGAUGAUUCCGUCACGGCCUUCAAGAAUCUGUUCGCGUCCUACUUUGUUUUCCAGCUGCAUUAUCCCGUUCUCAUCAAGCCUCUUUUGAAAUUUUUCGAAGAAAGAGUUUUUAGACUCACACCUACCAUGACUGCCACGACCGCCGAUUUCGUGGCGCGAUUAGAGUCUAUUCCGCGAUGAGAUUCGCACGACUGCAUACCUCGUUUACUGAUCUGACGCAGCGUUUUGUUAUUCCCGUGCUACGUAUUUUUUUUUUUUGUUGUCUAGUGAUCUUUAUGGCGCAUGAUUUCAUUUCCCGCCUAUUUUUAUUUGGUUAUAUCGAAGGAUAAACUAGACAAAUGUGAUUAAGAAAUAAGUGCCACUCACCACAGGAUUCGCUUAAUUGUGUGCAAAAUAUUUGUUGUGUUACAUUCGAUGAAGCCCUUGGAACAUUAUGUUUAACCUCAAUGUUUUACCUCAUUCCAUGAAAAAGAUAAUAAUAAAAAGUGACGUUUAAUGUGAUUGACAAGGUUCGCCUUUGAACAUUGCUGCGAGGCUAAGAGAAAGGAGCAUGAAUAGAUUACUCUAUAGUGCAGCCAUGUAACCUUGUCGUUUUCAUACCUCUCAUUUCGACUGUUGAAAUAAACUGAAUUUCCCAUUUGA
Molecule: messenger RNA, 2877 nt
Organism: Daphnia carinata
Lineage: Eukaryota; Metazoa; Arthropoda; Branchiopoda; Diplostraca; Daphniidae
Exons: 7
Coding region: 259-2415 (718 amino acids)
Molecular function (GO): protein binding
Source: RefSeq, a predicted model, not a curated record